Messenger RNA from Pundamilia nyererei, 2112 nucleotides. It is a transcript of the gene triqk, whose product is annotated as triple QxxK/R motif containing. NCBI's taxonomy places the organism in Eukaryota, Metazoa, Chordata, Actinopteri, Cichliformes, Cichlidae. Gene Ontology annotation, cellular component: endoplasmic reticulum membrane. The record is from RefSeq and is a predicted model, not a curated record. The coding region runs from base 180 to 434 and encodes 84 amino acids. The transcript is spliced from 4 exons.
UGCCGAGCAAAACAGGAACUGUCCGCGGAAGAAGUGAUGUGUUGGCAUUUCGGAGAAAUUUAGAUCAAAGUCCAAUAAAUAAAAUUGGUGAAAUCGGUCGUCCUGCGGGUUCACGUAAAGCAGCCGUGCAUAUCGUAAACUUCUUCUCGUCGACGCGUUCACAGUGUUGAGGACGGAGGAUGGGGAAGAAAGAUGCCAGUGCAACCAAAUUACCGGUUGAUCAAUACAGAAAGCAGAUUGGUAAGCAAGACUACAAAAAGACAAAGUCGGUUUUGAAAGCAACACGGCUGAAAGCUGAAGCGAAGAAGAAUUCCUCUGGAUUCAGGGAUGCGUUCCUGGUCAUCGCGGCAAUCCUGUUCUUCGUGCUCUGCGUGUACGCCUUCUUCUACCUUAACCUGAGCACCGAGAUUAACCUGGACGUGGACGUGGAUUAAUAGGAGGUGGACAGUGGACCAAAUACUUGGCUUCUCUGUUUUAUGCACAUGGGCGAAUUGGUUAACGCAAACUACCGUUUAGUUUCGUAGUUUUUUGGGGCUUUUGUUCGGGUUUUUUCCCCACAUUUCGUUGGUGACGUGCAGACUGUGAACACACUAUGAAAAGACACAUUACUGCAUAUCACACAGUCAAGUUUCAGGGUUUUUUUAAGACAAAGGUUUUGGAAUUGAUCAAACAGAAAUAUUUUGAUAUUUCUUUCUGCAAUGAAUUUUUUCAAUCUAAUGACUCUCCAAUGUAAAACCUUCUUUUCUUUUUUUUAAAUGUGAAUUUAAGCCAACUAGAGUAAAGCAUUUAAACGACGGUGACCUCCUGCUUGACAUCUACCUUCUGUAAAGAAAGUUAGCAUCCUUUUACACAACUGAUCCGAGCCACAGUGGAGACUAAGCUUCAUUAGUCAUAUUCAGCAGAGUCACGUCCCACUGUUUUCACCGCUAAUAGAAAAAUGUAAAUCUCCCGCCGAAGCUCUCGUCACAUCGAGACAAACACUCGCCUCACAUUCCAGUGCACAAACCUCUCCUCCUGGAUAUCUGGAGAUCACAAAGUGUGAGAUUAGAAUCCACAAAGCCCUUGUCCUGAUUGAACAUGUGUGCAGAAUACAGAAUAACACGUUGCCCGACUUACGUUGUGGAGGCAGACAUCCUCAGGGUAAGCACACAAAUAUGAUUGGGUUCAUCAGAUUGAAUGUAAAUUGUGGAGAUAAUUGAUGGCUGACGUGACACAAGGCUGCGUCUUUUUUCCUUAUAAAAAACAACAACACUAUUUUCAUUCCAUCUUGUGUGCAUUGUAUUCUGUAAAAUGUGAUAUGUCUGUAUAGAAAGGGAUAUGAAGGACUGUCAAUGCUUCUUUUUUCUACUGCUUCACUCUUUGUGCCUGAGGCCUGCACGCUGCAAUCAUUUCAGUUCAAGUGCUUCCACUGUUUGAGAGAUCAUUUGUUAGCAGAAGCACAGAGUCAGUAGCUUUUUAUUAUCUUCAUAUAAAUUUAAUGGAAUUCUUUUGGUUUAAAAUUGUAUUUUUCUGAUUUUUUUUGCGCAGAAAGGGCAAUACUGUCAUCUAUAAGGUUUUUAUAGAAAAUGAAGUUUUGCAUAGUGCAUACAAGACCAAUACCAAAUACAUAUCAGUGCUUUAAGUUUAUUCCAGCAUGUUUGUAUUUCAGAAACCCUCUGGGGAGGGACGAGUCAUGUCUGCUGCUGAUAUGAUUCCUGAAAUGUGAGAUAGAUUUUGAGCUUUCAGUUUUUGCCUUUUCUCCCCUUUUCUCCCAUGACCUUCUGACCUCUAGUAAAAGACCACAUGUCAAAGAAACCAUUAUGAUGAGCAUGCACCCGCGCCCUCACUCGGAGGCUUUUAUCUCGCCUUGAUACGUCCGAGCUCCCUCCCCCAACACCAUGAGCCUCCCACAUGUGUAACAAUAGAUAGCCGGGUCUAAUAGACCUUCAUACAUGACACCUGUUAUCUGAAAGGUCACCAUUACCAACUACAAGAGCCUUGACAUCAGCACAAUAGAAAGGAUCACGCUGCCCAACCCGUGUAUUCAGACCUGUGUUUGGAAAGAUCUUUUUUUCAUAACAGUACGGUGGUUUGUUCUGUUGUCGAGUACAUCUGUUAAAUAAACAUCUUAAA